AUGGCGGCCGCGGGCGCGGCGGAGCUCUUCCGGAGCCUCGGGCGUUUCGGCGGGGCGCCCGGCGCGGGCGGCGCGGGCGGCGCGGGCGGUGCGGCGGCGCCGGCGGCGCCAGCGGUGCUGGUGCUGGGCGGCUCCACGUUCAUGGGCAGGGAGACGGUGGCCGGCGGCUCCAAUAGGGACCAGAUCUCCAACGUGGAGGCGCUCCUCGCAUGCCCCGCCCGCGUCUGCACGGUGAACCGGGGCAGGUCCUACUGGGGCGUCGAGGACGCUUCCGGCGGCCGCGCCGCGCGGGCGCUGGCCGACCGCGACGACGCGGGCGCCUUCGCGGCGCGCCUGGACCAGGUGACCGAGCGGCUCGGAGUGGGGCGGUGGGCGCUGGUGGCGGACUUCUCGGCGUACAGCGCGCGGGACAUGCAGGCGUCGCUGGCGGGCCUCAAGGGCCGGUUUGACACCUACGUCUUCGUGUCCUCGGACUCGGUGUACGAGGUGAGCGCCUGGGCCGCCUCGGGCUGGGGGCCAAGGUCGACGCCCGGGGUGGCCGAGGCCGCGGCGGAGCGCCCAGCGGACCAGGAGGCGCGCCGGCGGCUGCGCCGGGCGGACUCGUACGGCGACGGCAAGCUGCAGGCGGAGGAGGCCCUGGCCGCGGGCGUGGGCCAGAGCCCAGGCUGCCGCGGCCUCGCCCUGCGCCUGCCCGACGUCAUCGGGCCCUUCGACGACACGCACAGGCUGUGGGCCUACUGGCACUGGCUGCAGGCCGGGCCGGAGGACCCGCCGCAGAGCCACGCGGCCUCGAGCAAGAGGGACGUGCCACUGGCCUUCGUGUUCAGCCGCGACGUGGCCCGCUUCAUCGCCGGGCUGGUGGGGGCGGCGCUCCCAGCGGACGGCCCGCGCUGCGACGCGCUGAACCUGGCCUGCGAUCAGCAGCCCGCGCUGCCCGAGCUCCUCGGCCUCCUGGCGCGCAGCGCCGGCCUGGCGGGGCCGCCGCCGCUCGCCGAGGUGCCGAGCCCCAAACGUUCCUGCCGAGCGUGGAGCGGCCGGUUCCGCUGGAGUGCGGGCGCAUGCGGACCGCCUACGGCUUCGUGCCCACGCCGCUGUGCCAGGUGCUGGACGCCUGCGCGGAGUGGUUCGGCCGCGCGUGCUCGGAGUUCCCGCGCGAGGCCACGAAGGCCGCGAGGAAGCUGCCGCCCCGGGCUCGCGGGGCGGCCCUCCAUCCGGGCCGGGCUCGCGGCCGCGUCCAGCACCAGCAGCAGCGGUGGCAGCAGCAGCGGCAGCGACAGCGAGGAGGACUGUUGA
Messenger RNA from Prorocentrum cordatum, 1293 nucleotides. NCBI's taxonomy places the organism in Eukaryota, Dinophyceae, Prorocentrales, Prorocentraceae. The record is from the annotation of a GenBank genome assembly.